Carassius gibelio (silver crucian carp) is the source of this 4003-nucleotide messenger RNA. RefSeq names its product rho GTPase-activating protein 39. Gene Ontology annotation, molecular function: protein binding; GTPase activator activity. Gene Ontology annotation, cellular component: cytoplasm; cytoskeleton. NCBI's taxonomy places the organism in Eukaryota, Metazoa, Chordata, Actinopteri, Cypriniformes, Cyprinidae. The record is from RefSeq and is a predicted model, not a curated record. Gene Ontology annotation, biological process: signal transduction. The transcript has 10 exons. The coding region runs from base 197 to 3415 and encodes 1072 amino acids.
GUUACUACAGCAGACUACAGCAGAGAUCAGAUUACUCGAGCAUGGCCCGUGCUGCAGAGGGCGGGGGAGGAACCCUCUCCACUGUCUGCCUCAGACUCCAGCGGGACGCUCACAGACUCGGUGCAGUCUGCGCAGUUUGUGCCAGAGCACACAUCUCACUGCUUUCACUUCUAUUAGUCCAAACAAUGUGAGGAACAUGGCUGACAGAAGGUCUGACUGGGUGGAGAUCAUGGAGCCGCGCUCGAGGGAGCGCAUGUAUGUCAACCUGCUGACCGGCGAGUGCGGAUGGGAGCUACCGCCCGGUGUCCCGGUCCGUCAGUCGGACGGCAACCAGUGGUGGGAGCUUUUUGACAGCAAUAACAAUCGGUUCUACUACUACAACUGCACAAGCCAGCAGACGGUCUGGCACAGGCCUAAAGACAGUGACAUAGUGCCUCUAGCGCAGCUCCAAGCCAUGAAGAGGAGCUCCGAGGACGAGUUUAGGGGUCAGGGGAGGGUCCAGAGAGGUCCGGCGGAUGGCAAGCGGACACCUCAACCUGGACUGGGGUCUUCUUCACUGGAGCAGGAGAGUGGGAGGGAGACGCCAUCGUCCAAGGGUAAAGGAGACAGUCUGGAGAAAAGAAACCAGGGAAAUAGGGACUCCGCUCAAAGAUGGCAGCCUGCUCCUGGAUCCAAGGCUGCCAUGUUGGUGAAAGUUAACAGCAUUGGAAGAAACCAGUCUCUUGGUCCAGCUACUGCCCACCAAUUGCUCCACCUCAACCCCGCCAACACUAGCACUUCACCCAAACCAGGUUACACAGCGCAACUUGACAGAACCGGUCUGCUCAGCAAAAUGGCUGUUCCUGGAGACUCCAAGCAGGGUUACCACCUCAAAAAGGGGGAUGCCAACAUCUGUCUGGUUUUGCCUCCUUCUAACUCUUCCUCUUACUCUGCCCACCAGCGCUCUGGUGCAGGUACAUCUCGCCCCUCCUCUCCUCAAUACGGAGCUACACCCUCAGCGCCCAUCUACGAUGUACCUCCACCCAUGGAUCCCCCCAUUUAUGAUGAACCCCCAGUGGAAAUGGAAGUAGAAGGUGCGCACCACUUACACCGGGUUCCCUACUCCACCAGUCACAGCCUGCAGAGAGGAACCCAGCCUCCUAAACUCCUCCAGUUCCCCAAUUCCAAACACAUCUGCAGCUCUUCAGCUAGUGAGUACAGUCCGGCUGGCCGGGAAUGCAUCAAACACAUGGUGAAUGUGGAUGCAGCUGCAUCCAAGCAUCAGCCCCAGACGUCUAACCCUAUCGAGGGGCCUUCAAAUCCAGCCAGUCCUCAAAUCCAGCCCCAGUCUCCAGUCUCUGCCCAGAUUAAGAAGGAAGUGUCUCUGGAGAAGAAGCAAUCAUGGAGGCUGUUGGAGCCCCGCCACAGCCGUCAAAGCAGUCUGGCCUCUCAGGAGUACCCAGGCUCUGCUGCUGUCACUUACCAGGACUCUGGCUACUCCACAGGGCCGUCCCCAAGUCUGAGAAGGAAGAACCGACGUCAUGCAGCUCUGGGCACUGGGUCGGGUCGACCCGGGUCGGUGGGCAGCAGUGGGGAGUUAAAUGCAUUGAAUGAGAAGCUAAUGGCGGAAAUGAGGGCGGUGGUAAACCGUUCCAAUGCACUUCAUGGAAGCAAGGCCAGUCUGGACACUGAGAUGGGCUCAGAGGCCUCUGGAAGUACUGCCCGCUCCCUGAUCAGUUCACUGAAGAUGGGGGCAAGAGGGGGUGAAUCAAGGGAGGAUGUGACAUCAAGUAACCGAUCACUCUAUAGGGGUGGGGGCAUCAACCACGGUGAUGUCGUGUUGUCAGCACUGGUGACAGAUGGUCUUGGAGGCCGGCAAAAAAGGACAUAUGAGAAAGUGGAUUCGCUGGAGAGGAUCAUAACGUCACAGACUAGCUUGUCUUCCCCAGAACCACCAAGGUCACGCUCACAGACAGGAACACUGGAAUCCAACACUCAGCAGGACGUCUCGCCCCAGGACUGUGACCAUGACAGAGCGGGUCGCGGAGCUGCCCACCUCAGCCAUAAAAACAACAACAACAGUCCCCCUCCUUCCGUUGGCGGCGGGGGUUCUGGUUACCAGUACCCAUACACCACCCUCUGCAAACCUACACCUGACGCCAACAUGGAGGACUGGGCCAGCAAGAACCUUAACCAGCACACGCAGGGCCUGUUUCGCCGGCGCGUCUCCAUUGCUAAUAUGCUCUCGUGGAACCGUGGCUCCAUUAAGAAACCCAUGCUGGUCACCAGCGACCGGUCUGUCAAAAAGGAAGCCUGCGAGAUGUUCAAGCUGGUCCAAGCCUACAUGGGCGACAGGCCGGCCAGGUUGGACAAACGCCACGCGGCCCUUCAGGUGGUCACGAAGUGCUGGGGGAUGCAAGGCUUGAGGGACGAACUGUACGUGCAGUUGGUGCGACAAACCACCGGAAACUUGAGUUUGAGGAGUUUGGAGGCGGGCUGGGAGAUGAUGGCCAUCAGCCUAGCGUUCUUCUCACCUUCGCCCAAGUUUAGGCGCUACUUGGAAGGCUACAUCCAGCGACACCUUGAGCCCAGUAAUGAUAAGAAAAUACUGCAGCACAUCAUGGAGCGGCAGGACAUAAAAAACAAGAAGCAUUCAAAAUCCAGGAAGAAGAGGAGACAGAACAACGAGGAAGAAGAGGAUAAAGAUCUUCCCAUCAGCACUUACGCAAAGUACUGCUACCGAAAGCUGCAAAAAGUGGCCAUUACUGGGGGCAAGAAGGGUCUGAAGAAGCCCACUCUGGAGGAGAUUGAUCACAGUCGGAACGCCAUCGUGACCCCGUCUCUGUUCGGCAGCGCUCUGGAGGAGAUCAUGGAGAGGCAGAGUGAGCUCUUCCCCGAGAGGAAGCUGCCCUGGGCGCAGGUGCAGCUCUCUCAGUGUGUGCUGGCCCUGGGGGGAGCCCAGACCGAGGGCAUCUUCAGAGUCCCGGGGGAUAUUGAUGAGGUGAAUGCUCUCAAGCUACAGGUGGACCAGUGGAAACUUCCAGACAACCUCUCUGAUCCCAGUGUCCCUGCGUCUCUGUUGAAGCUGUGGUACCGGGAGCUGGAGGAGCCGGUGAUUCCUCAGAGCUUCUACAAGCAGUGCAUCAGUCACUAUGAAGAUCCCGACGCAGCCAUCAGUGUGGUGCAGUCGCUCCCGGAGCUCAACAGACUCGUGCUCUGCUACUUCAUCAACUUCUUACAGGUCUUUGCUCAGCCGGUGAACGUGAGUAGGACUAAGAUGGAUGUGAAUAAUCUGGCGAUGGUCAUGGCUCCAAACUGCCUGCGCUGUCAGUCUGACGAUCCUCGAGUCAUCUUUGAAAACACGCGGAAAGAGAUGUCCUUCCUCCGCAUACUCAUCGUCCACUUGGACACCAGCUUCAUCAAGGGCUUAAUCUGAGAGUUCUUCGUUAUUUUGCGCCAUCUGAGUUUUCCAUCUGAGAAUCCUCUGUAAGCAUCAUAAUAUUAGUUCGGACAAUGUCUAAACUGAUCCAGCUUUGGCUCAAUGUGAAUCAUCCUGACUCUUAUGACUCUUCUUGAAGCCUGACAUUAUUUGAACUGCAUCAAUUGACUCCACAACAAAACAAAUGCACGAGGUUUGUCUUUUGGGGUUUGAUGUUUCUUCUGUCUUUUGUAUUGAUUAGCAGGGAAAUACAUCCAUUGGACAAUCAUAAUAACACACAUGCAAUAUGACCUGCAGCGUAUAUCCUUAAUUUAAUAUGGUAUGAGUGUUCUGAUUAUUUGAUAGGAUGUUUGUAAGCUCAAGUAUGAGUGUGGGGAGAAUUACUGGCUUCAGUUUAUGUUUGCACGGCUGAGUAUAAGCAAGAAAAGCUGAAUUAAUGUUGCAGAGCUGGGGACCACAAAGACAGCUCUGAAAUACUUCACAUGGUGGUCAGAGCUUGAGGUCUGGUGCCUUACGUGAGAACGAUCGCUGAUGUAUAAGAUGAAUAAGUGCCCAUGAACAUAAACACACCCUCCAUGUUUCUGA